UCGGGAGGCUCGCGCCUGCGCACAGAGGGCCUGAGCGGGCGCCCGCGGAAAGGGGCGACAGCGGGUGGAAGCAGAUUAUGGAUAAUAGUCUUUUAUAAUCUGUCAUCAUGGCUACUGAAUGUUGUUCCAAGGCUACUGAUAGUCCUUUUUCAUCAGAUAAACAUGCCCAACUCAUCUUGGCUCAGAUCAAUAGAAUGAGGAACAGACAGAAUUUCUGUGAUGUGCAGCUGCAAGUUGGACAAGAAACUUUUAAAGUUCAUCGGCUGGUUUUGGCUGCCAGUAGUCCUUACUUUGCAGCUUUAUUCACUGGAGGAAUGAAGGAAUCCUCAAAAGAUGUCGUUGAAAUUCUAGGGAUUGAAGCUAGAAUCUUUCAGAUACUUCUAGACUUCAUUUACACAGGUAUCGUGAACAUAGGCGUGAAUAAUGUCCAGGAGUUGAUUGUUGCAGCUGACAUGCUACAGUUGACUGAAGUUGUUCAUCUUUGCUGUGAAUUUUUGAAAGGACAAAUUGAUCCUCUGAACUGCAUUGGGAUCUUUCAGUUCGCUGAGCAAAUUGCCUGCCAUGAUCUUUUGGAAUUCACAGAAAACUAUAUUCAUGUCCAUUUUCUGGAGGUUCAUAGUGGGGAAGAGUUCCUGGCACUUACAAAGGAUCAGCUGAUCAAAAUUUUGCGCAGCGAAGAGCUUAGCAUUGAGGAUGAAUACCAAGUCUUCUUGGCUGCAAUGCAAUGGAUUCUGAAAGAUCUGGGGAACAGAAGAAAACAUGUGGUGGAAGUGCUAGAUCCAAUUCGAUUUCCUUUAUUACCUCCUCAGAGGCUUUUAAAGUAUAUAGAAGGGGUAUCUGAUUUUAAUCUUCGUGUUGCCUUGCAAACACUUUUGAAAGAGUACUGUGAGGUGUGCAAAUCUCCCAAAGAGAGCAAGUUUUGUAGUUUUCUACAAACGUGGAAGGUUCGACCUCGAAAGAAAGCAAGAAAGUACCUGUAUGCAGUAGGUGGAUACACUCGGCUCCAGGGUGGUCGUUGGAGUGAUAGCAGAGCCCUCAGCUGUGUAGAACGUUUUGACACCUUUAGCCAGUACUGGACCACUGUGUCUUCACUUCAUCAGGCUCGAAGUGGGCUGGGAGUAGCAGUCCUAGGAGGGAUGGUGUAUGCAAUUGGAGGUGAAAAAGAUUCGAUGAUCUUUGACUGUACUGAAUGCUAUGAUCCAGUUACUAAGCAGUGGACAACUGUGGCUUCAAUGAAUCACCCUCGCUGUGGUUUGGGAGUGUGUGUAUGUUAUGGGGGUAUCUAUGCAUUAGGUGGAUGGGUUGGAGCUGAAAUAGGGAACACUAUUGAACGAUAUGAUCCUGAUGAAAACAAAUGGGAGGUUGUUGGCAACAUGGCUGUGUCACGCUACUACUUUGGAUGUUGUGAAAUGCAAGGUUUAAUUUACGUAAUUGGGGGUAUCAGUAAUGAAGGACUAGAGCUUCGUUCUUUUGAAGUUUAUGAUCCCCUUUCUAAGCGCUGGUCUCCACUUCCUCCAAUGGAGACCAGGAGAGCCUAUCUGGGGGUGGCUGCGCUCAAUGACUGCAUCUAUUCUGUUGGAGGGUGGAAUGAGACACAAGAUGCUCUUCGUACUGUAGAAAAAUACUCCUUGGAAGAGGAGAAGUGGGUUGAAGUUGCUUCAAUGAAAGUGCCUAGGGCAGGCAUGUGUGUUGUGGCAGUCAAUGGCCUUCUCUAUGUUUCUGGAGGUCGGGCUUCCAGUCAUGAUUUCUUGGCCCCAGGCACCUUGGACUCAGUUGAAGUUUAUAACCCUCAUUCAGAUACUUGGACAGAAAUUGGUAACAUGAUCACCAGUCGCUGUGAAGGAGGUGUUGCUGUGCUAUGAAACAGAAAGCACAAUGGAGCAUGAUGAACAUUCAGCAGAUGCAAUAUUUUGCAAAUCAACCAUGUUUGGUAAUAGGACCUCCUGAUUCUAUUUGAGUUUUAUAUGAAUUUGGUAGAUAAAUGACGAAAGAGUGAUUUUUUUUUUUUCCUAAAAAGUCAGAGGACCUAUGAAAUAUAUCCUACAUUAAUAAAGAGGUCACACAAACUUGCCAAUCCUACAAACAAUAGAAAUGGCCUUCUGGACUAAUAAAUUUUCAAGCAGUCUUAUUUGUAAAAAUUAUUUGUUAGAGGCUGUGUGAGAAAUAUUCCCUUUUACAUAACAUAAAUGAUGUAGGAAUACAGUUUUCAAACUUCUGAUCAAUUUUCCAUGGUUAUGCUACAGAAAAUUUAGCCAAUGAAACAACUUCUUUUAUUUCAUGACAGGAGUUUUUACCAGGUACAGACUUUUUAUUGCUUGCAGAUAUACUUGUGCGAGUUGUGAGAAAUGUCUAGCUAUUUACAUAGAUGACUGUUUGCUUGUUUGUAACAGCCUGCAAAAAGCUUUUGUUCCCUUAUUUUUGUUUUGAUUCUGAGAAUUCAAGAAAAGAAUCAAGAGGAAUUUCUUAGCGACUUAAUUACAACAGAAUAUUGUAAAGGGUAAUACAGCCCAGCAGGCUGUACUAAGCAUUUAGAAAUUUGCUUUUGAGAUAGUCACCAAAAUUAUCUGUAUGUUUUAGGAAGAGGGCAUUUUAUUAGAUUAUCAUACUUUGUGAAAUUUACUUGAACCUGGGCAAGCUUGAAAACUGGUUUACUACAAUGCUAUUUUGUGGAUUGGAGAAGGCUGUUAUAGGAGCAUAUUGAAUAUCUCUAAUCCAAAAAUCUGAAAUGUGUAGGCUUUUAAGUGUCAAUAUGAUGCCAGAGUUCAGAGCGCUUCAUUUGUUCAACCAGUGAAGUCUAUGCAAAUACUCCAAAAUUUGAAAAAUUGCUUCCUAAAACUUCCUUUCCCCCC
Molecule: messenger RNA, 2849 nt
Organism: Ochotona princeps (American pika)
Lineage: Eukaryota; Metazoa; Chordata; Mammalia; Lagomorpha; Ochotonidae
Gene: IPP
Product: intracisternal A particle-promoted polypeptide
Exons: 9
Coding region: 108-1862 (584 amino acids)
Molecular function (GO): actin binding
Source: RefSeq, a predicted model, not a curated record